Messenger RNA from Platichthys flesus (European flounder), 3167 nucleotides. It is a transcript of the gene gjd1b, whose product is annotated as gap junction delta-2 protein. Gene Ontology annotation, biological process: cell communication. Lineage: Eukaryota; Metazoa; Chordata; Actinopteri; Pleuronectiformes; Pleuronectidae. Gene Ontology annotation, cellular component: connexin complex. Bases 1005 to 1922 code for a protein of 305 amino acids. The transcript has 2 exons. The record is from RefSeq and is a predicted model, not a curated record.
ACAGAGAGAGAGAGAGAAGCCAAGUGGGAAGGCAAAAACAAGAUGAAGGGAAGAGAAGAAGGGAGAGCUGCCUCUUGGAAACGCUGAGAGAGAGAGAGAGAGAGAGAGAGAGAGGCAGUGAGGACGAGGAGGCAGCCAGCUACUCUUGCACGGUUUGAGCAGAGGGAAGGAGAUGGUUGGAGGAGGAGGAGGUGUGAUGCUGCUCUCCGGUGCUGCCUGAACCAAACCAGGAGAGAGCGAGAGGAGAGGAGCAGCAGAGCGGAGGAGAAGGGACACCUUAUAAACAAUAGCUGGAGGAGAAGACAGAGAAAGAGGGGAGAGAGAGGAUGGCAUGAAGAGGAUGGAGGAGUGGAGAGCCAGCAGAGAUGCCUGGUUGCUCAGGCUCACAUGAGUGCACGGACCUGCGCCCGGCUACCGUUACUACAAGAUGCUUUCAAAGAACCACCGUGUGAGAGCAGAGUGCUACUGUGCAAGUGAUGGACAUCAGCACAAACUACGACUGCUUCCCCAGUAGUAGAUAGUCCUUCUACACCAGAUGUGUGUGUGUUUGAGUGUGUGUGUGUCGGUGUGUGAACAUAUGACCGUCCAGCUGUUUAGGAGGUAAACAGGGUCAGGUGCACCCAGAACAGGGAAACAAGGAGGAAAGUGGGAAGACACACUGAUGUGAGCAGGUGCACACACAGACAUGUGAGUGUGCAUGUGUGCGACGAGCACAUCGAAGCCUCGGUCCAACCAUCUCAGGUGCAGUUGAGGUUGUGAGCGCGUGUGUGAAGAAGAAAAGGCGCUCACAUGAGGCGUCACUGAAUUUCUUCAAGCUUCUUGUUGGGCUCUUCUCUCACACUAAACCACCUGAAACCGCUCCCUACCUCAUCUCAACAAGUUACCUUGAAGACUGAAGAAGGGACGUGGAGACCAUCAGUGGUGCUCCUGCUGACUGGACAGCCCAUCAGAAGUGGGCUCAGCCCCGAUUUCCUGUACCCAGUGGAUGCCUCCUAACUCCAGCCAUGGGAGAGUGGACCAUCCUAGAGCGCCUCCUGGAGGCUGCAGUGCAGCAGCACUCGACUAUGAUCGGAAGGAUCCUCCUGACAGUGGUGGUGAUCUUCCGUAUCCUUAUCGUGGCCAUCGUUGGUGAGACAGUGUACGAGGACGAGCAGACAAUGUUCAUCUGCAACACUCUCCAGCCCGGCUGCAACCAGGCCUGCUACGACAAAGCCUUCCCUAUUUCUCACAUUCGUUACUGGGUCUUCCAGAUCAUACUGGUGUGCACGCCCAGCCUCUGCUUCAUCACCUACUCCGUCCAUCAGUCGGCCAAGCAGAAAGACCGGCGCUAUUCCUUUCUCUAUCCCAUCAUGGAAAGGGACUAUGGGGGAAGGGACGGGGCGCGAAAGCUUCGCAACAUUAAUGGAAUUCUAGUUCAGCAUGGCGGCGAUGGCGGAGGAGGGAAGGAAGAACCAGACUGCAUGGAGGUGAAGGAGAUUCCCAAUGUCCCGCGGGGCCUGACCCAUGGGAAGAGCUCCAAGGUUCGCCGAGAGGGAAUCUCCCGCUUUUACAUCAUUCAGGUGGUGUUCAGAAACGCGCUAGAGAUCGGGUUCUUGGCGGGCCAGUAUUUCCUCUAUGGCUUCAGCGUGCCUGGGAUUUUCGAGUGCGACCGCUAUCCAUGUCUCAAGGAGGUUGAGUGCUACGUGUCCCGGCCCACCGAGAAAACUGUUUUCCUGGUGUUCAUGUUUGCGGUGAGUGGCAUAUGCGUGGUGCUCAACCUGGCUGAGCUCAACCAUCUGGGCUGGCGCAAGAUCAAGGCGGCCAUCAGGGGCGUCCAGGCCCGCAGGAAGUCUAUCUGCGAAAUCAGGAAGAAGGACAUGGCCCAUUUGUCCCAGCCACCCAACCUGGGUCGCACACAGUCCAGCGAAUCAGCCUACGUGUGACCGUGAAGAGAAAAAAACGAGGAGGAGUGGAUGAAUGUGCACGAGAGAGUAUGAAUUAAUUUUGAUUUUAAUUUAAUGACGACGGUGUGGAGGUCAAACAAGAUGACCUCUCCUCUGUGGAAUGACACACAAUGCGAGAAGACCAAAUCUCUGACUCUUUGACUCUGUAGGUCUGGAGAGAGUAGAAGAAGAAGAAAACGACUGAGCAUAAGAGGGGACAAAAAGUUCUCUGCAUACAAACAUGAUUUUGGUUUCCUGGGGAGCUAUUCCAUUUUCUACUUUUGUCUUUUUAAUUAAUUACCUUCUCCUCUGCCCCUCGUUUCUUAUAAUGGGAGGAAUUUAAUCCUCAAGAGCCUGAAGAGGGCAGGACUUGAAAGAAGAGAAAGAAAAGGGGAAGAGAGAGGAGGACUGAUGAGAUGCUGUUUAGUGUUCUUUGGGGAUUUUGGAAGACAAUGGCAGUGUUUGAUGCAUCCAAUGGUGCUUUUCUUCUGGACUGUGUCAGCCACAGUGAAAAAGGGGGGACAGGAAAAGGGGGGGGACAGAGAGGACGAGUGGCAACAUCAUUAAAUGAGGACCGGAAGAACUGUCACAACCAUGACAGACUCUGGAGAUCGAAGGCGAAUUAGUGAGUGAGAAAGAGUAGGAGGGAUGCAUCACACUCUGGGAAAACGUAUGAAAGAACUGCGGAGCGAGGGAAGAGAGGAAACUUUUCUCCUUCGCUUCCUCUCCCCGCUGGAGAUUCAAGGUAAAAAAUGAAGCCAAGACAGACGGAGCUGCCUCUGAUCAGUGUCAGCCUCACCUCUGCUGGAACACUGUCACGAGCCAAAACCAAGAGAAAAAGACUGACGACGUUUAUGUUUUGUCUCUUGGCAAAAGAUGAUUUUAACACAAACACAAGCGAGUACCAUAAACACUUGCCUCCUUUCUAUCUCUCACAUUCCCUGCUCCACGGUUGGCAGCUACAUAGUCCCCUGGGGCUUGGGAUGACAGUAAUGACUCUCGCUGCACUCCCGCUACGUAAACUCUGGAGAGGAACAAAUGAACAAACAAAGUGUAAACGUCAGUGUCUCCCGAAGCACAAACCAAGUGUCCCUCCUUCCAGCAUUCCAGUGUGUUGAGAGAUAACGGAGAGGGGGACAGGAAGAAGAAGGGAGCUCGUAGAGGAGGCACAGUGAUGACUUUAUUACAACUUUAAACAUAUUUGAUAAAGUUUAUCGCCAUGAAUCAUGAUUUUCUUUUUGAGAA